This is a messenger RNA of Opisthocomus hoazin, 552 nucleotides long. NCBI's taxonomy places the organism in Eukaryota, Metazoa, Chordata, Aves, Opisthocomiformes, Opisthocomidae. The record is from RefSeq and is a predicted model, not a curated record.
AUGUCAGAGAUGGUUGGGGGCUAUUCUGAGGCCCAGCCUGCCACUCCAGAAAUCCAGCGUAUUGUUGACGAGGUGAAGCCACAAUUUGAAAACCAGGCAAACAGGAAAUGUGAUGUCUUUAAAGCCACAGAAUAUCAGACUCAGGUCGUUGCUGGGACGAACUACUGUAUUAAGAGGUACAGCCUGCCGGCCAGUUCCUUCUAUAUUUUCCAAACCCACUUUCGUUGCGGAGGAAAACCGGAGCCACCCAUCAUGUCAGAGAUGGUUGGGGGCUAUUCUGAGGCCCAGCCUGCCACUCCAGAAAUCCAGCGUAUUGUUGACGAGGUGAAGCCACAAUUUGAAAACCAGGCAAACAGGAAAUGUGAUGUCUUUAAAGCCACAGAAUAUCAGACUCAGGUCGUUGCUGGGACGAACUACUGUAUUAAGGUCCAAGUUUCUGACGUCGAGUAUGUCCACUUAAAGGUGUUUCAGAGCCUUCCUUAUGAGAACCAAGGUCCCAGCCUUGUCAGUUUUCAGACUGGCAAAACCAGAGAUGAUCCCCUGACCUGCUGA